Molecule: messenger RNA, 3744 nt
Organism: Verticillium nonalfalfae
Lineage: Eukaryota; Fungi; Ascomycota; Sordariomycetes; Glomerellales; Plectosphaerellaceae
Gene: SF3A1
Product: splicing factor 3a, subunit 1
Exons: 5
Coding region: 1-3744 (1247 amino acids)
Biological process (GO): regulation of alternative mRNA splicing, via spliceosome; mRNA cis splicing, via spliceosome
Cellular component (GO): U2 snRNP; catalytic step 2 spliceosome; U2-type prespliceosome
Molecular function (GO): phosphatidylinositol-3-phosphate binding; RNA binding
Source: RefSeq, a predicted model, not a curated record
AUGCUCAUGGUACUACAACUCCUCCCCAUCGCCCUACUGUAUCCUAUGCGGCGAGGAUUGCAAUGGACCUUCUUCCUGCUAUGCAUGACCGCCACACAGCGUUGGUCGUCUGGUGCCACAGUCUCAGGUCGGCUCGUCAACCUGGUGGUCAGCAUCAUGAUUGCUCGAGUUUGCAUACGCAUCAUCGCGCCUCUCGUCGGUAUCCUGGCCAAGUGGGUGAUAAUUGGCAGGUACAAAGAGGGCUUGUUCCCCAUGUGGGGAUCAUACCAUACGCGCUGGUGGAUGGUGCAGAAGAUUGUUUCAAUCUGCGGACAAGGCGUAUUCGGCCUGAAUGACACAACCCACAAUGUCUAUCUCCGCGCCAUGGGCGCCCGUGUGGGACGCAACGUUCGUUUCCACGGGUGUCAACUUGGCGAGUGGGAUCUGCUUGACCUGGGCGAUGGCUCGUCGGGCAACAAGUGCAUCUGUCGUCCAUUUGCGGUGGAGGCUAAGACGUCAAUGUAUCUCGGCCGCAUUGAGAUUGGAGCCAAUGCUUCUAUUGGCCUCACGUCCAUCAUAGCCCCAGGCUCGGCCAUCCCAGCCGGCUCGCAUAUCGGGCCCAACUCGUCGAGCUGGGAAGCCGCGAACGAAGGCUCUGAUGGCGACGACGCGAAUGGAUUUGAGUGCAACGACGUCGUCUUCGGGUCUCGUGCUCAUCUGGUGACCUCGGACGCCAUGGGAACUCUGCCCAUCACUGUCGAGGACAACGCCAUGAUUGCGGACCGUGUUGUUUUGCAGCCCGGUGUGAAUAUCGGUUAUCAGACUGUCAUGGGAUCAGGCGCUCUAUCGCGUCGGGGUGAGAGCUACGUCUCUGGUGCGGUUUAUGUUGGCUCGAGGAACGGCCAGGCAAUUCACCUUCGCAAAGGUGGACAAGCGCGGUCCAGGCGAGUCGACCGGGACGUCUCCCAGCACGAGGAGAGCUUGGACAUCUGGGCACAGUCUGGAAACUCAUCGCAGAGUCCCCUUGCCCUACCCGAGGAGCUGAGUGACAACACGCAGCUUCGAGGGAGUUUGGAUCGCGACAAUGAGAGAGGCGACGGCGCAUCCACAAACGACAACUCCGCCAAAUCAGUCAUGUCUCCGUUCAGCCGGGCAUUCUAUCAAAAACAGGCGCCUUACAAAGUGCUCGGAAUCCCGGAAGUCACGAUCAUCUCUUGCACGAUCAUUGUCCUCACGGCUGUGUUUUGGAACGUGCCGAGUGUUGCUGCUAUCCAGAUUACCCAACGCUUCACGAGUGAUGGGGAGCAAGGCGUUCUUCUGUGGGAAGCGCUCAGGAUCUGGGGCAUUAUGACCUUCAGCAUUGCGGUGAUCACAAUCACUCAGGUUCCCUUCGCCUUGGCCUUUCCGCUAAAGCAUUCCGUCAACAUGGCCUCGGCCGCGACGAAUGGCGAUGCCGCCGCGGCUCUCGACGACAUCAAGCCCCCCGCCGGUGUCGUGCUCCCGCCGCGCGAGAUCCGCAACGUCCUCGAGAAGACGGCGGGCUACGUGGCGCGCAACGGAUUUGUCUUCGAGGACAGGAUCCGCGAGAAGGAGCGCGCCAAUCCCAAGUUCAGCUUCCUCAACACGGCCGACGCCUACUACGCCUUUUACCAGUGGCGGCUCGAGGAGAUCAAGGCCGGGCGCGGCACGGCCAUCGCCGCGGGACGCGCCAACGAGGCGGCAGCGGCGGCGGCUGAGAAGCCCAAGGGACCCCCUAAGCCGGCGGACUUUCAGUUCUCGGCGCGCAUGCCGCGGCUCAGCCAGAAGGACCUCGACGUCAUCCGGCUGACGGCGCUGUUCGUGGCCAAGAAUGGGCGGCAGUUCAUGACGCAGCUGGCGCAGCGCGAGGCCGGCAGCCCGCAGUUUCACUUUCUCAUCCCGAACCACACCUUUCACAACUUUUUCCAGCACCAGGUCGACCAGUACACGGCGCUGCUGCGGACGAUGGGCCUCGGCGGCGAGGGCGGCAAGCUGCAGCAGGAGGUCACGGCCGAGCUGCAGGGCAACGUCGACGACAAGUACAGGGUGCUGGCGCGGGCGCGGCAGCGGGCCGAGUACGCGCGCUUCCAGGAGGCCGAGAAGGUCAAGAGGGAGCAGGAGACGGAGAAGAAGCGCGAGGAGUUUGCGCGCAUCGACUGGAACGACUUUGUCGUCGUCGAGACGAUUGUCUUCAACGACGCCGACGAGCAGGCCAACCUGCCGCCGCCGACGAACCUCGCCGACCUGCAGUACGCGUCUCUCGAGGAGAGGAACAAUGCGUCGAUUGGCGGCAAUUUCCGCAUCGAGGAGGCCAUGCCCGACGAGGUCACCGACUACAACGCGACGUCGCUGCCUCUGCACAACAGCUACGCGCCGCAACAACCCCAGCAGCAGCAGCAGCAGCAACACCAGCAACAGCCAUACCAACAGACACAUGGACCGAAUGGACAACCGCCGAGGAAGACGGCCGAAGAGGAGGAGGAAGAUAGGCGGAUCCAGGAGAGGAGCGACGCGCGCGCGAGGGAGCAGCAGGCGCGAGCCGAGGCACGGGGCGGCAACGGGCCCAUGAAGAUCAAGGAGAACUACGUGCCGCGGGCGAUGCAGCGGGCGGCGCAAGCGGUGCCGAUGGCGCUGUGCCCGAACUGCAAGCAGCAGAUUCCGAUGGACGAGCUCGAGGCGCACAUGAGGAUUGAACUGCUCGAUCCUCGAUGGAAGGACCAGAAGGCCAAGGCCGACGCGCGUUAUGCGACGACGAACCUGUCGACGGCUGAUGUGGCCAACAAUCUCAAGAGGCUGGCAAGUCAGCGCAGCGAUGUGUUUGACGGCAUCACGGGCCAGCCUCUGAGCGAAGAGGAGCAGGCUCGACGGAAGAAGGCGGCGGUCCACGGCGUGGAGAACCCCAACAUGGGGCCCAACCACAUGCAAGGGCUCAAUGACGGGGCUCAGGCCCCCGGCGGCGCCGAGUCGCCCAACUCGCCGACCUCGCCCUUCCACCGUCCCAUCCUCCAGGCCAUGCCCGACAACCGUCAGCAGUCCUUUGACGAGAUUUACGGCCCGCCCGAGAACUUCCUCGAGAUCGAGGUCCGCAACCCCCGCACCCACGGCAUGGGCCGCUCCAUGUACACCGACUACGAGAUUCUCUGCCGCACAAACAUCCCCGCCUUCAAGCUGCGCGCCUCGAGCGUCCGCCGCCGCUACUCCGACUUUGAGUACUUUCGCGACAUCCUCGAGCGCGAGUCCGCCCGCGUCACCAUCCCGCCGCUGCCCGGCAAGGUCUUCACGAACCGCUUCAGCGACGACGUCAUCGAGGGCCGCCGCGCCGGCCUCGAAAAGUUUCUCAAGAUUGUCGUCGGCCACCCCCUUCUGCAGACCGGCAGCAAGGUCCUCGCCGCCUUCGUCCAAGGUAUGCCGAUGCCGCUGCUCACCACCUCUACCUCCUCUUCCUCUCUUGCCUCCUGCUCUCUGCCCGAGACGCCGCCGCCGCCGGCCACCGCCCUGCACACCCCCGUCUCCUCCGAGUCGCUGCGCGCCGCCGUCGCCGCCGAGCGCCAGCAGGAGGACCUCGUCUGGAUCGUCGGCAGGACGAGGGGCAGGCGGCGGUCUUCCGUCCUGCAGCAGCAGCAGCAGCCGCCGCAGCCGCCGCAGCCGCAGCACCACCACCACCAACAGCCGCCCGCGGGCAGACACAGGGACGGGGACCAAGAGAGAGGCACUCCACAGCCGCGAGGGGACAGACAGCUGACGUGA